AUGUCGUACGGCUUUCUAAACAAGCAGGGAGCCGCCAGUGCCGGCUCGUCGUCAGCAGACACACCUAUUGUAUGUGAAACGUGUCUUGGUCCCAAUCCGUACGUGCGAAUGUCCAAACACCAUCUAGGGAAAGAAUGCAAAGUGUGUGGCAGGCCAUGCACCGUCUUUCGGUGGAAUCCCGGUAGUGGUAUGCGUUUCAAGACCACAGAAAUUUGCACCACAUGUGCCAAGAUUCGUCAUGUGUGCCAAUCAUGCAUUCUCGAUCUGGACUACCAUUUGCCGACGCAGGUGCGCGAUGCUGCCCUUGGGACGUCGGUCAAGAUACCCAUGUCUGACAUCAACCGCCAGUAUUUUGUAAAUCGUAUGGAUGCAUUGCUGGACGGUGCAUCACCUGAAGCUACAAAAGAGCUUGUGGGACCAUCGCGGGCAGGUCAUGAGGUCCUGAAGAAGCUCGCACGUCCCGAACCUGAUUACCAGCAAUUGCGACCGGUCGUGUGCUCUUUUUAUGCGCGUGGUAACUGUGCUCGGGGCCAAGCAUGUCCCUAUAAGCACGAGAAUGCCUCGUCCCUGACACCUGCUCCACCAUCUGUGCCUCAUCACGCGCCAGGGCACGUCGAUAUGCCUGUCCUGAAAAAGGCUGCUGGUGCCAAGGCUUUGACAGCGCCUCCGGAUGAGCGCAUUCGCACCCUUUUUUUCGCAGGCUUGCCACAUAAUAUAAACCAGGAUGAACUACAUACUCUGCUGACUACAACUAUGCCCGCCCUCAACAAGCAAAAGGCACUCGCAAGCAUCCAACUCGUCACAUCGUCACACUGUGCUUUUGUUCACUUCAACACGCGACGGGAUGCGGAAAAUAUGGCGACGCUACUCGCCAACAAAGUCAUUCUGCAGGAUCAUCCCAUUCGGGUAGCUUGGGGCCGGCGGCCUCCGCCGUCAGAUACAUAG
Messenger RNA from Malassezia restricta, 945 nucleotides. Its product is annotated as pre-mRNA-splicing factor RBM22/SLT11. The coding region runs from base 1 to 945 and encodes 314 amino acids. Gene Ontology annotation, molecular function: U6 snRNA binding; metal ion binding; pre-mRNA binding. The record is from RefSeq and is a predicted model, not a curated record. The transcript has a single exon. NCBI's taxonomy places the organism in Eukaryota, Fungi, Basidiomycota, Malasseziomycetes, Malasseziales, Malasseziaceae. Gene Ontology annotation, cellular component: U2-type catalytic step 2 spliceosome; Prp19 complex; U2-type catalytic step 1 spliceosome.